AUGGCCCACAAUUUCGAUAAAGUGGUCAAGGAAGAACAAGAAUAUCUUUCGAAGGUGCACCCAACCACUGAUGACAUACCGUCCUGCUUGAACCUCUUCGACGAAUUUCUCCUUUGCAAUGUCCUAGGGACACAAGUAAAGUCACUCUAUAGAUUUGGCCGUAUGGCCGAGUGCAAACAGAAAAUGGAAGACUUCAAGUUCUGUAUGAGCAACAAGGGCUUGCACCCAGAACAACGGAGGGAAACCUGGCUACAGCACCGGGCCGAAUGGUGGGCGCAGAGGCGACUAGAGCGGAGCAGCGAAUUCGUCUGGGACAAGCGGACUGAACCCCUAUCAAAUUGGCCUCCACCCCUCUCUGAAAGUAAUAACGUUCCGGACGAUGGCGGAGCAAUCCCAUGA
Coniophora puteana RWD-64-598 SS2 is the source of this 399-nucleotide messenger RNA. RefSeq lists its product as uncharacterized. The coding region runs from base 1 to 399 and encodes 132 amino acids. Lineage: Eukaryota; Fungi; Basidiomycota; Agaricomycetes; Boletales; Coniophoraceae. The record is from RefSeq and is a predicted model, not a curated record. The transcript has 3 exons.